AUGCUCGCUCUCGAGCAUUCUCGGCGUCAACAAUUUGACCCAGCAUUCGACUUCGAGCAAAGCAUUCAAGCGCCCUUCCCCAGUCUGACCAUGGAUACCUUCGACUCGACCGACCCCAUGAUCAACUUCCAUCCUCUCCCAUACUCGUUCUUUGACAACCCAUCCAUGUUUGCGACGGCUCCCAUGCAAUCACUCAAGCAAGAAAUGCCGCCAUUCCAAGACCUUCCGCCGGCUCUAAUUUCGUCGGGCUCGGCACCUUCAAUCCCCAGCGCGUCGUCCUCCACAGUCGGUUCUCCAUACUCGGGUCCCUCCCAUACCGUCUCAAGUCAGGACGGUUUCGACCGCACAGCUCCUCCAUUCGGUCUGGGUGUCAUGCCAGCUAUCGUCAAUCACGAAGCCUUUUCGCAUGACAUCCUAGGAACUUCCAUGGAAGCCGAGCUGUCGUUGGGGAGCCAUGAGAAGCUCCCCGACAGUUUUGUGGAUCCCUCCUUGAUCCACGCGUCCAGGCCGUAUGGCGAUACGGUCUUCGCUGACCACGGCGCUUUCGCACCCAGCUUACACUCCUUCACCACGACGUCACCUUCCGGCUCACCAGCACCAUCACCUCAGCCAUACAGCGUGUAUCCCCCCACGCAAUUUUCCGAACCCCUCACCAAUGCCAACUACUAUCAACAGCAGCAGUACAUGAGUCGACGACCUUCGCUGGCUUCCUAUGUCUCCGGGGGUUCCCAUCCAAGUCCGACCUCAGAAAUCGACGACGAUGGCCGGGACAAGAGCCGAUGCCCUCAUCGCGACUGCGGUAAAGUCUUCAAGGACCUGAAGGCUCAUAUGUUGACUCAUCAAGCCGAACGGCCAGAGAAGUGUCCGAUCCUGACUUGUGAGUACAAUCAGAAAGGGUUUGCUCGCAAGUACGACAAGAAUCGACACACCUUGACCCAUUAUAAAGGUACCAUGGUCUGCGGGUUCUGCCCCGGAUCAGGCUCUCCGGCUGAAAAGAGCUUCAACCGAGCCGACGUAUUUAAGCGCCACCUGACUUCGGUCCACGGAGUCGAGCAGACACCACCCAACAGCCGGAAGCGCAGUCCAUCUGCAAGCAACCGAAAGCUCUCCAGCUACUGUCAAGAUGCCACCGGCAAAUGUUCCACUUGUUCAGCCACCUUCAACAAUGCUCAAGACUUUUAUGAGCAUCUUGACGACUGUGUGCUGCGCGUUGUGCAACAAGAGGAACCGUCCGAGGCGGUCAACGUUCAGCACCUCUCUCAAAUCAACAACGACAAGGACGUUCAAGAGACCUUGGACCGUCAUAUGAUCAAGACUGAGGAUGCCCCAACCAGCUUUGACGAUGAAGAUGAGGAGGACGAGGAAGACGACGAGGACGAUGACGAGGAUGAUGACCCGUCGUUCAACAGUCGAUCCGGCAAAGGCAUGAUUAAAUCCAACAAAGCCCCUGCCUCGUCCCGUGCAAUCAUCGGUGGCGGUGUCUCCAAACCCGGCAAGUCAUCAAAGAAAGGUAUGACUUGGUCCAAAGGUGGAGUGGCUCUCGUCGGCAAGGGCCGCAAGAAGAGAAGACAUUACCCGCCGUCCUGGGGCAUGGCUGCCGAGAAGAUGCGGAUGAAGAAGCGUGUGCUUUGUGUCUAUGACGGCCAGCGGCGCUUGUGGAAGGAUGACAUGAUGCUCCACAACGAAUUCGAGGUCCGGAUGACCCUGCCUGACGGCAAGAGCUACGUUACCGACCUCGAUGUCGAGACUCUCAAGCGAGCUGAGGCCUUCCACAACGCCACGCCUGAAGAGAAGGGUCCCUGGAUUCCGACGUCAGAGCAUGAGAGUCAAGGUUUCGACCUUAACGCGCUCAUGGCUUGA
Fonsecaea nubica is the source of this 1860-nucleotide messenger RNA. RefSeq lists its product as hypothetical. The transcript has 2 exons. The coding region runs from base 1 to 1860 and encodes 619 amino acids. Gene Ontology annotation, biological process: regulation of transcription by RNA polymerase II. Gene Ontology annotation, molecular function: RNA polymerase II cis-regulatory region sequence-specific DNA binding; DNA-binding transcription factor activity, RNA polymerase II-specific. The record is from RefSeq and is a predicted model, not a curated record. Lineage: Eukaryota; Fungi; Ascomycota; Eurotiomycetes; Chaetothyriales; Herpotrichiellaceae.